Molecule: messenger RNA, 1967 nt
Organism: Misgurnus anguillicaudatus (oriental weatherfish)
Lineage: Eukaryota; Metazoa; Chordata; Actinopteri; Cypriniformes; Cobitidae
Source: RefSeq, a predicted model, not a curated record
ACCUCCCAUGUAUAAAAGAUAAAGUUCUGUUUGAUGUUUUACAGAACAACCGUAAGUUCACUUCAAUUCAGCUCCAAAAGUGCUUCAUCAUGAAAUUGCUCUUAGGACUCUUCCUCAUCUCUGCGGUUCUCUACUCGGUUCAUAUGCUGCAGUGUCUGACCUGCGACACUUUAUAUUGCGAGAAGCAAUCUUUAACAAACUGCUUUUCAAAUUACUCUUGUGCCACUAUACAGACUAGACAAAUGCAUCCAGGUCUUAAUUAUACAGUUCUCCAGAAGUUGUGCCUACAGACUGACAUAUGUGCAUACUAUGAUGCAAAUGGUACAACAUUCACGUCAUCGUUUGGUAUUGGACGAACAAGUUACACUUUGACAGUUUCCUGCUGCAACACUAAUGGUUGUAACAAUGCAAGUAUUGAUGCACCAAACAAAACCCCAAAUGGACUGAAGUGUAAAUCAUGUGGUGGUAUUUUUGAUUACAAUUGUGAAAAUUUUGAUAUGGACUGCAUGGGAAGUCAGGACCGCUGCUUUAGCGACAAAGCUUCUUCAUUACCAUUUGGCUUUGGAUAUGGAAAGAAUCACACAUUACGAGGCUGCAUCUCCAGGAAUUUCUGUAAGCCUUCAAAAAUCUGGGAUGUGAACUGCCUUGAAGGAACAUUCAUAAACAAUCGUGUCUCUUGGAUGAGUGAAGUCAAUUUCAGUCUCCUGCUUCUAAGUCUGAUUACAUUUGUAUUACUGUUUUAAGAUAACAUGACAAUAUGACCAAAAUAUAUACCAUUUGCUCCUUGUGCCUAUAGUGUGAUUUAUUUGCCACUAUGAUAUAAUGCAAAUAUAAGUUUUGUUUUUCAUAUUCCCCAGUUCCCUGCCCCAGAUUCCCGUCACUGGUUGUUGCUGUUUUGGGCAUGUCCGGAACUGUGGGAAUUUGAAUAGGGUCUUGUUGUUAGAUUAGUAUUUACACAUUUAGGGGAAAUGGAAAUGAUUUUUAGUUAUGGCUACAUGCUAAGAUGUAUUGAGAAUUUUGUAUAAAUGCAUUUUAACAAUAAAAUAUAUACACACAUAAAUAACACACAAAUGACAGCAUUAAAUUAAAAAACUAAACACACACUUUUUACGUGUACAAUAAGAGGUACAUUAUGUAAACCGGUUGGUUUGUUGUAGUUUUUUUUGUUCUUGUAAGCUUUAAUUUGUUUUUAAUUUUAACUACUUGUUUUUAAAAAAAAUGUUUAAAAUAACUGCUAACUUUGAGAACUGGAUAAAAUUUGACAGACUGGAACAGAAUGAUUGUAUUCAACAGAAGUUUCUUUUAAUGCAGUGUAUUUAUGGUUAGCAUAAUCUACAAUAUGUCUGACAUUUAUACAAUAAAGUGACAUUUUGUGGGUAAGAUUCCCUGAUUUGUGAAAACAAAUAAAAAGUACAAAUACUUUUGUAGACAAAAUUACACAUUUGGCAAUAUAAUACUUGCCUAAUUUUGUUUAUUAGAAAACUAAAAGUAGAUAAAAAUUUAAAUGGAUAACUUUAAUACUAAAGAAAGCAGUCAAUAAGAGCCAGAUUAGAUCUAAACUCCUUUUUUAAAUAUUCUUUCGAUUUCAUCUCAUCCUCAUCAUCUAAAUAUUAAUGUUAAUGUAAAUUGAAUGAUAACGCCAUCUGCUGUUUUGGAAUGCAUGGUCACAUCUGUUAGAAAAUCAAACAGAGAAUCUCAGCUGCAUUUUCUCUCAAAUUGCCUUUUGUAUUUGCAAAGUGUUUUCUGUUUGUUUGAAAUUUGAGUUUUCUUUGGAGUAAGUUGCAUUUGUUUGUUUACUUUUGGCACAAUAUUUGCUCUGUAAUAUGUUCAAUGUUCAAUUUAUUUAUAAAGCACUUACUGUAUUAACAAAGUUGAUCACAGUGCUGUACAUGAAACAAUGCAAAACAACAAUAACAAAUUUAAAUCCUAAAUUAGUGAAACCCCAACACGCACUCAUUUAAAAUCGA